AUGACAACUUUUGAUAAACUGGAAAUUGCAGGGAUUAGAAGUAUUAACCCAGACAAACCAGUUGAAAUAGAAUUUUUUAAACCAUUAACAUUAAUAACUGGUCCAAAUGGAGCAGGGAAAACAACUAUUAUAGAAUCAGUAAGAUAUGCAUGUACAGGAACUUCUCCACCAAAUUCAAAUGGAGGAAGAUUAUUUGUUAGAGACCCAACAAUGUCAGCAACAAAAAAGACAGACGCAUAUAUCAAUCUUUCAUUAGAUACUUCAAAAGGAAAAUUAAUAAUCUCAAGAAAAUUAGGAGUUUCUAUAAACCUUGGAAAACCAAAAUUUUCAGCAAAAGAAGCCAAAUUAGAAUUAGAUGGGCAGAGACAUGAAAUAAAUGAUGGAACUCUAACUAGUACAAUAGAAACAUCAGAAGUAAUGUUAGAUUCAAAAGGUUCAAAGAAACCUGAAUUAAGAUUGGUUAAGUUCUCAGAAGAUUAUAAUAAAUUAAAAAGAGAUCAAAACGAAAUUCAAAAAAGUCAAUUUGAUGUUGAUGAAAAAAAAACUAUUAAAUCUCAAAAACUCCAAGAAAAAGAACUAAAAAUUAAAGAAAUUGAAUUAUUAAAUUCUCAACUUUUUGAAUUACAAAAAGAAAGUAGAAGAAAAGAAAAUUAUAUGGUUCAACUUAAAAGAUAUAAAGAUGAACUUCAAAAAUUUAACAGAACUCCUUCUAAUACUAGGGAACAAUUGGAUAUUUUAAUUAAAAGUUUAAAUCAAGAAAUUGAAAAAUUAGAAACACAGAGUGUGGACAUUCAACAAAAAGUUAAUAAAGAAAUAAAACACCAUGAAUUGAGUAAACAAAUUCAGAACCAAAUGAAAGGUCAAACGUUAUUAGAAAAUGAUUUAAAAAAUAGAAAAGAACUAGAAAAAGAAAUAAAUGAAAAGAUUCAAGGAAUUGAAAGUGUUGAAGAGAAAGUGAAUAAUGAAAAGAUAAAAAUUGAAGAAAAACAAAAAGGAAUUGAAGAAGAAAAGAAAAAAGAAGAAAAAGAACUUGAAGCCAUGAAAAAAGAAUUUAAUGAAAUAAAAAAUGAAUUAGAAAAUAGGGGGUAUAACAUUCAUUUAAAACAAGAUGAUGUUAAAAAUAAAAAUAAAGAAAACGAAAAGAAAAAGAAAAGAAAUCAAGAAAUUCAAGAAGAAAUUAAUGAAAUGAAAAAAGAUAUUAUUAAAAAGAAUGAAGAAAUUGAUGAACUAAAAAAACAAUUAUCAAAAGAAUCAUUCGAUCAAAAAGAACAAAAAAGUAAAAUUAAAUUAGAAGAAAUUAAAAAAGAUAUUGAAGAAAUUGAUAAUGAAAUAAACAGAGCAUUAGAAAACCUUCAACAACAAAUGAAAAUAGAAAGACUAAUGAAAGAGAUUAACGAAAACGAAAAAGAGCUCGAAAAUUUUAAAUUAACUGUUGGUAACGAUCUUCACGGAAAAGAAAAAGAUAUUGAAAAGACAAUAAAAAAACAAAAAAAUGAAAUUUUUGAGUAUGAAAAAUGA
Molecule: messenger RNA, 1518 nt
Organism: Entamoeba dispar SAW760
Lineage: Eukaryota; Evosea; Mastigamoebida; Endamoebidae
Product: DNA double-strand break repair Rad50 ATPase, putative
Exons: 2
Coding region: 1-1518 (505 amino acids)
Biological process (GO): chromosome organization involved in meiotic cell cycle; telomere maintenance via telomerase; telomere maintenance via recombination
Cellular component (GO): condensed nuclear chromosome; Mre11 complex
Molecular function (GO): G-quadruplex DNA binding; double-stranded telomeric DNA binding; single-stranded telomeric DNA binding
Source: RefSeq, a predicted model, not a curated record